AUGUCCAGAAACUUGCCCGAUUUCGAUCCUUAUGCCGUGUUGGGGGUUGAUAAAAACGCUUCUCCGUCGGAGAUCAAGACCGCUUACCGCAAACUCAUUCUGAAAUGUCAUCCUGAUAAGAUCCAAGACCCCUCGCUCCGGUCCAAGGCCGUUGACGAUUUCCAGAAAGUACAAGAGUCCUAUGAAAUUCUGGGCGAUGACGCUCGCCGCCAACUUCACGACCAAGAAGUUCGUCUAGCAGACUUGAGAUCUCAGCUCAAGGCACAGAAGGCCUCUGCGGACAGCUACUCGUCUUCCAGAGGUACUUCAAGCAGGGAGUUCCGCGACGGACGCAUGUACGAAGAGCGUGUCCCAGCCGACGCUUUCUUCACCGACAGCGAUGAAGCACGGUACGCCGAAGAACCUUUAACUUAUUCUCACAAAUAUAGCGACAGCGCCAAGCGCCCCCAUACCAAGGCAACCGAGGAGAAGAAGAAGUCCAAAACCACUCCUACUACGACAUCCAGUCCAAGAUUUUCAAAGCAAAGUGACCGUGAAUAUACAAGAGCCACCCACCAUGAUCGUGCUAAAGUUCGGACCAAGGAACGCCGUCGCGACGUCUCCGAUAAAUACGAGCGUAAGAACGCCGCGUACGUUAUCAGUGAUGCGGAGGAUGUCUCCGGCUCCGAUGUGGAGCCGGCACAUUACAGGACCAGAGUUGAGCCAGAGUCACGAUACUCAACGCGUGACUCUCGACGCAGCAAAACAGACUCUGUUCCUUCUUACGCAUCCCGGCGUCGUAGAUAUGAUUCAGAAUCAGAGACGGAUGAUGAAGGUGACUAUGACGCAGCAUCUGAAUUGAAGUUUGAUACUCAAGAGAAUUUCGCCAAAGAGUACAUCAGUCGAAAGAAGGAUCCUGUCAUUCAGGUGGAUAGAAAGCCUCGUUCGUCUCGACAUACGGGCUACGAUGACCGUGAUCGUCACUACUCGGAGCGCUCCGAGCGUGAUAGCACCCGAUACUCUAGUCGUUCUUACAGCAGGACGGACAAUGUCCACGUGACUGAAUCCUCAGCGACUCACGCAUCUCGAAGAUCUCACGAGCGCCUGAGUUCACCAUCUCGAGGAUAUGAGCGUGAGCGACCUGUUCCAACCAUGUCGUCGUCAACGUCCUCAUCUCAAAGAGUCUCGUCAUCUCGCGCUCCUCCUCCUCCAGUUUCUCGGUCUGCUACAGCGCCUUAUCCUCGUACUACUCGUCGCGAGGGCUCAAGUCGUUCCGAGUCCAAUGUGCUACCAACUUUGGUCAACAUGGUCUCUGGGCUGAAGGGAGAUACAAUACUUCACUCGCGGCCUCGUCCCCGUGCCGCCGAGAGGAAUGACUCUGGAUAUUCGAGCGGUCCUGGUACACCGGAGAUGGCUCAAGGCCCCAGUAGCGCUUCGAGGAUAAAUCGAUACAAAGUUGUAGAACCACACGAGGAGAGGGAAACCGUUAUUGUGGAACCUAUAGAACCUCGCUAUCGCGACUCUCCACCUCCCACACCACGAUCUGAACGAGAGCGAGAGCGUUCAUCAAUGUCGAGUAGAACGUCCAAACCCACACGCACGUACACUUACGAACAUGAACCUGAAGUUCGCACAGUGCGGCCUGCCGCAGUGUCGUCAAAGUCUACAUCCUCAACUCGUCCACUCUACCGUGAGAUUCGGCAAUCACCUGAAAUUGUAUUUGAAGGACGGCGUUAUCGACAACCAGCCUAUUGA
Messenger RNA from Talaromyces atroroseus, 1734 nucleotides. RefSeq lists its product as hypothetical. NCBI's taxonomy places the organism in Eukaryota, Fungi, Ascomycota, Eurotiomycetes, Eurotiales, Trichocomaceae. Gene Ontology annotation, cellular component: spliceosomal complex. Gene Ontology annotation, biological process: spliceosomal complex disassembly. The transcript has a single exon. The record is from RefSeq and is a predicted model, not a curated record. The coding region runs from base 1 to 1734 and encodes 577 amino acids.